UCGCGUGUUUUUUUCGCAGGCGGAGCUUCGUCCUCGCGAACCAUUGGAAUUCACCGUCUGUUUUCACGGGAUCGCGGGAGCACCGGGGUGAGGAGAAGCAGCGAGCCAGCGCCGCGAGCGGGCACAUGCGAACCGGAGUGCUCACCAACGAGAUUCCAGCUGUUGUGCCCAUACACACGCAAUCACACGCACGGACUCACCACACUCACACAGACAUACACACACACACAUACACACACACACACACACACACACAUACACACACACACACCUUCACUCACACAAUCACACAUAUACCAUUCACAGACACGUAGAACAAGCACAUUUAUUCAUAAUGUGGCAACCUGCGACAGAGCGACUACAGCACUUCCAGACAAUGUUGAAGACAAAGCUUAACGUGCUAACACUCCGGAAAGAUCCGUUGCCGACAGUGAUCUACCACGAGCCAGAGGCCAUCGAGUUAUGUUCCACAGCGCCACACCUGAAGAACCGCAACCACACAGGGUACAAGGUGACGUAUCUGGGCAAGGUGACAAUCUCCGGCACACAGUUCCUCUCUGGGUGUACGGAGUCAGCAGUGGUGGGUCUCUGCGCUGGCAAGCAUUCGGGCGUCACCAACGGCAACGGCAACAGCAACACCAACGGAGACAACGGUAACGGCAGCAUCGCCCCCGGCAGCAGCGCCAUGCUGGAGAUCCGCCCCUUCCAGGUGCGGAUGCACCAGCUGGACGGGAAGGGGGGCGACCCCUCGGUCGCCAUGGACACCUACCAGGUGGCGCGCAUCGCCUACUGCACGGCGGACCACCAGUCCAACCCGCACGUGUUCGCCUGGAUCUACCGGCAGAUCAACGACGACCUCACCUUCCAGAUGGACUGCCACGCCGUGGAGUGCCAGAGCAAGCUGGAGGCCAAGAUGCUGGCGCACUCGAUGAUGGAGGCCUUCCGCAAGACCUUCCGCAGCAUGAACAGCGAUGGGCGCCUGCACAAGAGCGGCUCGGCCUCGGGCUCGGCCUCCGAUGACCAGCCCGAGGACUCCACGCCCGACGACUCCACGCCCGAUGACGGCUGAGGAGAACUUGGCAUGGGGUGUGGUGUACUCACCCAUGACCUGCCUAUCUAUACCUAUCUCUCUCUCUCUAUCUCUCUCUCUUUCUCUCUCUCUUUCUGUCUCUAUAUCUUUACUCUCUCUCUUUCUCUCUAUUUCUGUCCUUCACUCUCUCAUUUGUAGUUUUCCAGUUGAUUUUGAUUCCGUCCAUUUGACAAACUGCCAAUAUGAUCAGUGUUUCUGAAGAAAAAUUCUUAAGUUGUGGUGAGCGAGAGAGGGAGAGCAAUGAGAGAGAGGGGAAAAAUGGAAUGAGUGUAGAAAAGUGAAGUGGAAGAAUGUUCUCUUCUUUUCUCUGUCCAGAAUUGUGUCUUUCACUUGCUACAGUGUCAGCGUGGAAUGUUUUUUUUUUUUUUUUUAAAGGACAUGAGAGACUGACCAACACAGUCAUGUGUGCCUCAUGGUGUGAGGAAGGUGGUGUAGUGUGAGAAGGGAGAGUAAACACAAAUAAAUAAACAAACAAACAAACAAACAAACAAACAACAAAAAAGACACAACUCACCAGAUGACCAAACAAACCCCAGAAGCAGAUGUCUGCUGGCAAAACGGCCACCUCCUGGCACACUCCUUAAUACUGUGUGUGUGUGUGUGUGUGUGUGUGUGUGUGUGUGUGUGUGACCUGCCCAUAAACUCAAACUCUCCUCCCAUGUAUGUUAUAUCUGAUGUUAUACAUUCCUGGUGAGGUCAAUCUUGGGGUAGGAGACUUUAGGAGAAAUCUGCCUUCUGUAAUAUCAUUUGAUCAUUCAGAAUUGUGUGUGUGCUUGUGUGUAUGUGUGUGUGUGUGUGUGUGUGUGUGUGUGUGUGUGUGUGUGUGUGUGUGUGUGUGUGUGUACAUACAUGCGUGCAUGCGUAUGUAUGAUUAUGUAAGGGGCCCAAAAGACUAUGUGACCAAAUACCAUAAAUGCGUGUGCAUUUGUGGCUGUGACUAUGAGUGCUAUUGUAUGCCACCACAAUCUAAAAGGCUUAUUCACUUAUUCAGUGCAUUCCAGGGUUCUUGAUUGCACCCCGCAUUUAGGAGUGCAAGCAAUGCAAGGAAAGCCUGUGUCAUACACAGUAGCUAUUCAGGCUCUUUACAUACAGUAGAUAUUUACAAAGACGUAGCCUGGUGUGGUCUGAUUUUUCGGUUAGAAUGACUAUUGAGUAAGUAUAAACAAGAAGGAGUGCUUUAGAUUCAUGUCUUUAAUCAACUGGAAGCUAGUAUUUGGAUCUAACUAUAGUAAUCCAAUACACAGAUUCCUUUGUCUUUGUUAGAAUUCGUGCAGCACAUACAGUGUCUGUCUUAUGGUCUUUUGAGAGCACCAGCAAAAAGAUUGUUGCAGUAGACCACAUCGCUCAUGAAAAAAAUGGCUUAAGCCUUUCUAAGUCUUGAUUAGGCCUGUAAUCUAGAUCUGGGAUAAACUAAUUCAGCCAUUGCUUCAAUGCUUGUUGUAACUAAAGAUAAAAUAUUACUUUUUUUUCUGCUGAAAAUAUUUUAUUUUAUUUUUUAAGGCUUGUACCCAUAGAGUCAAAGUGAUCUUUAGUAAUUCUCUGUUGCUGCCAUGUAAAAUUGUCACUUUUUUCCCAUUCAAAACAAAUCUGACACAUCCAGUCAUGUACCUACUCUUUUCAUUGGGUUCCUGAUAUGUGCAUGCCACAUUUGUGAAGUAUUACCGGUACAUAAGAAGCAAAAGAAUUAGGUAUGUUUUAAGUAUCCUUGCAUAACUCAUCAGGAUUUUGGUUUUAACUCAUUUGGUUUACUUCCGAGAUUUAUCCUUAGAGGUUAAAUAAUCAAGGUCCAAUAAUCGAGCCUUGGAGAACUCUGUGUGUGUCGUGGUGAUUAUCUCGAGAGUCUUUCUCUCCAAUACAGCCAAUGUAACAAUUUUCCAGGUCAAUUUCAGGAACAAGUCAUAUAUUUACGGCCACUUACACACAAUGAAUCUUACUAGUCAUACCAUCGAAUAGUAGUACCUAGUACCGUACCAUAAUAGUACCAUACCAUCUGUGUGUGAUGGGAGAAAGCAUCUAAAGUAGGAUCCAGGAUUAGGACCAAUCUACCCAACCUACCCAACUUUCCCCCCCACCACCACCCGUGUCUUUUCUCCUUAUUCUCUCUCACACACACAUAUACACACACACUCACUUACUCACUCAUAAAAAGCUUAUUCGGCCCCUGAUAUUACAAAAGCUAAGGAUUAUGGUCGGUUUAAAGUGACACUUACACACACACACACACACACCCUCUUACAUACACACAAACACACACACACACCCAUACAGUACAUACACACACACUCACACACACCCUUACAUACACACCCUUACAUACACACACACACACAAACACAUUCACUCUCUCUCUCUUUCUCUCUUACAUACUCUGUCACGUUCUUAUCAUACUCAAUCUACACAUAUCCUCUGCUGAAUGUAUGACAUGUCCAAGCGUGCUGCAACCUUCAGUAGAUACGUAUGAAAUGGUGUUAUUUUGUAAUCUGUAUUGUAUGUUUCUUUUUCAUCAUAACUGCAGGUUAGGCAGAAUUGUGGGUGCGUGUGUGUGUGUGUGCGUGUGCGUGUGUGUGUGAGUACUGUUCCAGCAUAGUCAGCUAUCUCAAUGACACCUUGUGCCAGUUCAACAUGAGAAAAUGUCAGUCUGUGUUGCCUUUGUCUCUGUGAGGCUAUGCAUGCAACACACAUGCAUGUUCACAUCACACACACACACACACACACACACACACACACACACACACACACACACACACACACACACACAUACACAGUUACACAUGUUCACACACACACACACAUACACAGUUACACAUGUUCACACACACACACACACACACACGCACACGCACACACACACAAACUCACAAAAAGCUGUAUUACUCGCUGUUAUUUGGGAAUCUAAGGAUUAUGGUUGGUUUAAGAUGACUUAAGUCUACCACCAGUUCAACAAAGCUUGUAUUGUGUCAAUAUCCUGGAGUUUGAAUAUGGGAAAACUGAACCAAAAAGUUUCCCCUGAGAUGACGAGUACCUUGGACAGCAGCAACAUGCACACUCAAGCAUAUAUGACUAUGAAUAUAUAUAGAUAUAAAUAUAUAUAAAAAAUAUAUAUAUAUUUACGUGUAUUUGAAAAUUCAUUCAAUAAGCUCAUGUAAAAACAAGAAUCGAUCUGUCUCCAAAAAUCACAGUUAUACUUGGGCUUGAUUAGUCUCACGUAGCCAGAUAAGGAUUAUAACACAUGACUGAAGGCAAGCAUAGCGAAAUGUUGGCUAGAUAGAGGCGGUAACAAUCACAGCUUUAAGGAUGCUAAACCAAUCAAAACGCUUUGUUAAGGUAGAGCUUGAUGAAGGAGACAAACCUAUUGGUUAUAAAUAUGAAGUCAUGCUGUAUGAGUAUGAGGUCUUAAGGGCCCCUCACACCAGGAACGAUAACUGUAACUAUAACGACAUGAGCGCCCACACUGCCCAACGAUAGGAAAAGUCUCUCUUCGUGUUGAUGAAUGUGAUGUGUGAUUCUGAUUCUGAUUUUCUAUCAGCUUUUUAGCAUUCACAAGAUCGCUCUGAAAGUGAUCCCCAACAAUAUCGUUCUGUCAUUCAUAUUAGCUAGAGUGAUACUUUUUUGUCGUUAUCGCUCUCGGUGUGAAGAGCCCUGUAGAUUGAAAAAGUGUACGGACACUGACAGCCUUGUUAGAGAUCAUUUAAAACUCAUUUCUGGCUCACAUUUUCAACAAGUGUCUCCAGCUUGAGACCUUAUACCUGGCUCUGUGAGACUAGAAUAUGAGUAACACAAAAACAUAUGUUUUAGUAACAGAAAUGUCAACUAUUCAAAAAGUAUUUUAUUGCCAACUGUGAAUAUGUAGAAAGCGAUUUUGAGGAGCUGGAGGCUUUGGAGAUGAAGCCUUGGCUGUGUGUGCAUGUGUGUGUGUUUGUGCAUGCGUGUGUGUGUGUGUGUGUGUGUGUGUGUGUGUGUGUGUGUGUAUGGUGAGUGGGUGCAGGGGUUGAUGUACGGAAAGAGACUGUUUUAUUUGUGGAUUUGUUUGUGUUUUUGUUUUGUAAAGCUGUACACAUGUUGUCAUAAUCUCGCCCGUCUCCAUGCUCUGAUGCGCUUUAAACAAAAACUGUCUCCGUCAUGUGUUUUCUAUAUAAUAUUUGCAAAGAUAAAGACAAAAUCAUAUAAAGUAUUUACCAAUC
This is a messenger RNA of Alosa sapidissima (American shad), 5271 nucleotides long. It is a transcript of the gene pid1, whose product is annotated as phosphotyrosine interaction domain containing 1. Gene Ontology annotation, cellular component: cytoplasm. NCBI's taxonomy places the organism in Eukaryota, Metazoa, Chordata, Actinopteri, Clupeiformes, Clupeidae. The transcript is spliced from 3 exons. Gene Ontology annotation, biological process: regulation of reactive oxygen species metabolic process; regulation of cell population proliferation; negative regulation of insulin receptor signaling pathway. The coding region runs from base 335 to 1069 and encodes 244 amino acids. The record is from RefSeq and is a predicted model, not a curated record.